UGGGUGAUAACAGUACUUGCGUGGAGCAGAGCCUUUCUACGGGCGUAGAUUUACAAACAAGAGUCCUCCAGUUUGUGGAGGAACAACUACACACAACAAUGCUUACGGGCAUUCUGAUAGGAGCUCUGGUGGCGAUAUCUUUGAUAGGAAUCAUCGUGUUCAUCAUCUAUAAAAAAUUUAGACAAUCAAAGCAACAGCAGCCAGAAGUGCAGCGCUACCGUUUCAGGAAGAGGGACAAAGUGAUGUUUUAUGGGCGAAAGAUCAUGAGAAAGGUCACUACUUUGCCAAACAGCUUAGUUGGCAACACAGUCUCAAGGCCAAGGGUGAGAAAACGAGUGAAAGUCUUGACACUGGCAAAAAGAAUACUGCGGUUUAAGAAGGAAUAUCCCACCCUACAGAAAAAGGAGCCACCACCGUCCCUACUUGAGGCAGAUCUGACAGAGUUUGAUGUCAAAAAUUCCCACUUACCUUCUGAAGUGCUGUAUAUGCUAAAAAAUGUGAGGGUAUUGGGACACUUUGAGAAACCCUUGUUUCUUGAAUUGUGCAAGCACAUGGUAUUCGUGCAGCUACACGAAGGAGAAUACAUUUUUCGUCCUGGGCAGAUGGAUAACAGCAUCUACGUGGUGCAAGACGGCAUGUUGGAAGUCUGUAUUCAAGAAAGCGAUGGCACUGAUGUGGUGGUGAAGGAGGUACUGGCAGGGGACAGUGUGCACAGUCUGCUGAGCAUCCUUGAUGUUAUAACGGGACACCCUGCUCCUUACAAAACGGUUUCAGCUAGAGCUGCGACAGCAUCCACCAUUUUGCGUCUUCCAGCAAAUGCUUUCCAAGAUGUGUUUUCCAAAUACCCAGAGACCCUUGUUAGAGUGGUACAG
This is a messenger RNA of Bombina bombina (fire-bellied toad), 872 nucleotides long. RefSeq names its product patatin-like phospholipase domain-containing protein 7. NCBI's taxonomy places the organism in Eukaryota, Metazoa, Chordata, Amphibia, Anura, Bombinatoridae. The record is from RefSeq and is a predicted model, not a curated record. The transcript is spliced from 9 exons. The annotation marks the transcript as partial.